This is a messenger RNA of Prunus armeniaca (apricot), 546 nucleotides long. The record is from the annotation of a GenBank genome assembly. NCBI's taxonomy places the organism in Eukaryota, Viridiplantae, Streptophyta, Magnoliopsida, Rosales, Rosaceae.
AUGAGUGGAAUUGGAGAGGGUUCAAAGAAAGCUAAAUUGCCAAACUUUUCUACUGAGGAAGAUGUUGCUCUAUGCCAUGCAUACCUAGCAAUUAGUGAAGAUCCAAUUAUUGGAAACUCCCAACAAGCUAAUGCAUUUUGGGCUGGGAUUCAUAAACAAUUCUUUGAAUUGUGCCUCUCCAAUCGAACUUCUAACAGCCUCAAAUGCCGAUGGAAUUUCAUUCGGCCACGAUUUUUGAAGAAUGCAAUCAAGUGGUCAACCUUAGAUGUUGAUAUGUCCCCACCGGCCACUAUGUCUCCAAACCUUGAUGUUAACUUAGAUUCUAUUAACUUAGAUUAUGAUGAGCAGGGUGAGAGUGUUCCAGAGACCCAAUACACUAGUGAAAUCCCAAGGCCAAAAAAGAGGGCAACAGGAAGGAAGGCUGCUAAAAUUGCCAAAAACAAAAAGGCACUGCAUAUAGUGAAAUCAGUGUCAAAUACAACUCUGCACUCUCAUUGUUCAAUGCAAGACGUGAAACAAUGGAUGAGUAUAAAGUCAUGUUGGUAG